Amphibalanus amphitrite is the source of this 3317-nucleotide messenger RNA. RefSeq names its product polyunsaturated fatty acid lipoxygenase ALOX8-like. The transcript has 9 exons. Bases 1 to 2610 code for a protein of 869 amino acids. Gene Ontology annotation, biological process: lipid oxidation. Lineage: Eukaryota; Metazoa; Arthropoda; Thecostraca; Balanomorpha; Balanidae. Gene Ontology annotation, molecular function: oxidoreductase activity, acting on single donors with incorporation of molecular oxygen, incorporation of two atoms of oxygen; metal ion binding. The record is from RefSeq and is a predicted model, not a curated record.
AUGAAGGCGUAUUCGUACAAGCCGAAGGGCGUGGUGACGGCCGUCUUCUCUGACGGCGCCGCCACCAUCAGCAGCUGCGGCUCGCCCCCGGCGCGGCCCUGCACCGGCCGUCUGUCCUGCUCCGCCGGGGCCGACGGUGAGGACAGCGACCCGGCCGACGACGGCACGGCCCGGUUCAGGGUGUCGGUGACGCUGGCGCGGCGGCAGAUGGCCGGCGAGAAGGUCCAGCUGAGACUGCAGCUGGAGGACUACGAUAACGUCCUCACCCGGCCCGUGCUGGUGCCGAUCGGCAGGGGCCUCGUGCAAAACGUGUUCGUCCUCGUGCACGACCAGACAGAGAUACCGCUCGGAGAGGUCGGCGUCAUCAACCUGGCGUGGAAGCUAGUCAGCGACGGCCCCGGAGUCGAUCCGGGACGGGAGCCAGAGCCGGAGCCGGAAGAGGAGCCGGAACGGGAGGAGGAGCCGCAGCCGCAGCCGGAGGGAGAACCGGAGCUGCAGCCGGAGCCGCAGCCGGAGAUGGAGGCGGAUCUGGAGCAGGAGCCGGAGCCGGAGGCGAUGGAUUAUGAUGAGCUUGGGAAUGACGCCAACGAUGACCAGAACGCAGCCGAGGCCGAUAUGCCGGAGCCGGGCCGGGACCGCCACCGCAGCUCGAGCGGCAGUGGCGCCGAGCAGCCGGCCUGGCGGGUGCCUCUGAUGGGUGCUCUGGGCGCGCACCACCAGCGGCUGUACCGGGGCGGCGACCCGGAGCGGCGCCGCGCGCCGCCGCCGCCGGCCGAGCGCCGGGAGCGCCGCCGGCGCCGGCUGGAGAUGGUGCGCUGGUCGGGCCGGCCGCUGGCCGUGUACGUGAUCGAGGUGCUGGUCUACGACCGCCGGCUGCGCGGCGCCCAGCGGCCGCCCGUCCGGUUCCCGGUUGACCGGUGGCUGCGCGGCCCGGUGUACCGGCUCAGUCCGCUCGACUGCAGCCUCCCGCAGGAGGUGGAGGACCCCUCUCAGGUGACCCUCCGACAGGCCGAGCUGCUCUACAAGGCCGAUACGUACGGAUACCGGCCGCUGCGCUUCGACGGAGCCCCGAUCGAGGUGCCUGACAUUCCAGACGAGGAGAAGUUUUACAACAUGCACGAGGCAUUCCACACGGCCCGGGAGGGCGUGGUGGAGAUGUGGUCCGACUUCGCCGACUCGGAGGACAAGUGGACCUGCUUCUCAGAGAUGGAGCGCACCUUCCGACCCUCCGCCCUCGAGACCAACAUAGCGAAUGUGUGGGCCACAGACGAGUGGUUCGGCAACCAGCGGCUGGCCGGGCCGGACAGCUUCCUCAUCACGCUGUGUACAAAGAUUCCCGACAAACUGGGUGUGGAUGACGCCAUGCUCCGUCCGUUUCUGUGCGGUCUGACACUGAACGAGGCCCUCCAGAGGCGCCGGAUGUUCAUCGUCGAUCUGGAGAUUCUCGAUGGACUGCAGGCCAUUCCGGGGAGCGAGAUUUGUGCUCCGGUGGCCCUGUUCUUCCUGAACGGCUCUGGCGAUCUGGUGCCUGUGGCCAUCCAGCUGCACCAGAACAAGGGACCUGACAACCCGGUAUUUCUGCCGAGCGACGACGUGUGCCUAUGGGUGACGGCCAAGAUGUUCUACAACUGCUCGGAGGCGCAGCACCACCACCUGUGGCUGCUGGCGGUGCCGCUGCUGCUGCUCGAGUCGCUCACCGUCGCCGUGCACCGGGCCCUCUCUCCCUCCCACCCCGUGUUCCGGCUGCUCGCCCCCUACCUGCACCGGCGGCUGGAGGGGGCCAACCUGGCGCGCCGCCACCUGCUCACCGCCGCCGGCUGGCUGGACCGCUGCGGCCAGCUCACCCCAGACAGCCGGCGACAGCUCAUCGCCCGCAUCCUGGAGCGCUGGCGUCUGGACCGAGACGGGGUGGUGCCGCGCCAGGUGGCGGCGCGCGGCGUGGCCGAGCCGUCCGUGCUGCCCCACUACCCGUACCGGGACGACGCCACCGCCCUGCACGCCGCCAUUGAGCGCUACGUGCGCGCCUCACUGCGGGCGGUGUACGACGACGAGCGCCGACUGGACGGUGACUGGGAGCUGUUCCAGUGGCGCCGGGAGCUGGGGAACACAGAGCAGGCCGGCGGCUGCCGGAUCAACGGCGUGCGCGGAGACUGCAUAGUAGGGUUCUACCGGCUGGACGAGGUGGUGGAUGUGGUCACAGCCAUCAUCUCCACCUGCUCUGUGGGUCACGCCGCCGCCAGCCGGUCGGCGUUCGCUCAGUACAGCCUGCCUGCCAACUACCCUCUGCGUCUGCUGGGCCGUCCGCCGCGCUCCAAGGAGCUCCUCCCAGACAUGCUGUCCGACAUGGUAGCUCUGAUGUCUGGGCCACGCGCUGCGCGAGAGACGGCCGCCCUGGCGCGCCUGCUGACCAGCAUGUCGCCGAACGUGGUGCGCGAGUACUCCUCGCGGCACCUGUGGCUGCCGGCGGCCGUGGAGGCCGAGGAGGAGAUGUGGGAGGAGAUGAAGAGAGUGGCGGAGGAGGGCGACAAGAGGAACGCCGAGGCCAGGUUCCCGUACCGCUGUCUGACGGCCAGCUGCGACGAGAUCAUGUACGAGGGGAUGUGGUCCUAGAUGACAAACCACUGUUGGGCGGCAGGCUGUGAAGGGGCUCUUGAAAUGCUUCGAACGGCGGAGAGCUACGAAGGUCGCUAGUGCUGGAGGGUCUCAGUGGACUGGACUCUGCGUGAGGAGGGAGCUUCAGCGAACACUGAAGGACUAGCGAAGAAGUUCAGGAGCGCCAGUUCUUGAUAGAGGAGGACUGUGACCGUGACCCACGCUGCAAUUAUGCCGCGUCCGGUGAGAUAGGUACUCAGGGGAGUGUUGUUAGAAGAUUAGUUUGGAGAGAUGAUGGAAAGACUAACUAAGAUCUCGUUUGCAUACGGGUUAUGUGUCGACUUCGUGACCGCUCAAUCAGUGCUCAUCAGAGUACGACUGCUCAGACCAUUCGGUCGGCGACUAGCCUUGAUUGGCGUCAGGAAGGUGGUUUCACCUGUUUUAUCGACUCUGCCGAAGCCGAAUAUCACUGGGUAAGAGUAUGUGAUUUGUACGCGUUUCAUCAGCCGACGUCUUUCUAGCUGAUGAAGAGGAAGUUUUUCCUCUGCCAGCUACCGAUCUGCCAAAUGACGAUGCCGAUACGCGUUCCGUGGAGUGAAUUUAGUACGCAAGAAUAGUUGAGGGUUUUUACGAUUGAUGUGUCCAUACAUGCCUCGCACUGCAUCAUUCGCCUGUAUUUGGACUUGCUGGCGAAAUCAUGAAUACAUCGGACACCAGAGCUUUCA